Messenger RNA from Oppiella nova, 548 nucleotides. NCBI's taxonomy places the organism in Eukaryota, Metazoa, Arthropoda, Arachnida, Sarcoptiformes, Oppiidae. The record is from the annotation of a GenBank genome assembly.
CAGAUUGCAUGACAGCUAUGGCGAGGAUUGGACAGGCGGUUAGGGCGCAAGAACAGUGGGCCAUGAAAUUCAUGGAUUCGUCGCCAAUCGGAAAGGUUGAGGUGAGUUCCCUCCCAUUCGGUGAAUACGAUGAAUGUAUAGAAAUUGAGAGCACCUACCAAUGGGAUCAACCUACCAUUACGGGCCAGUACUGUGCUCUGGGUAUUCCCACACCAAUGAUUCCGGCCAGUGAUGCCCACACACCUGAGGAUAAUAAACGCAAUGAUGACAUGCUUUUAAAUUAUUUGAAACAAAGGCUUAACUCAAGUGAAGAAAAUUCUUUAGAAAAGCGGUUAAACAAUGAAACGGACGGCCAUUUCGUGGAAGGGCUGCUCAGAUAUAUUGAAUACUUAGGUCACGACAACAUACGAUUACCGCCCGGUAUUUGUCUGCCAAAUGUCUGUAGUGCUAAGGAUGCCGAGUGGGCUAUCAAUAAAAAAAAGCCAACACCUGAUGGCAAACCAUUGUCACCAGAUUUUUUUGUCUACCUAGAAAAAGCCAACACCUGA